Messenger RNA from Pogonomyrmex barbatus (red harvester ant), 950 nucleotides. It is a transcript of the gene zuc, whose product is annotated as Mitochondrial cardiolipin hydrolase zuc. The record is from RefSeq and is a predicted model, not a curated record. NCBI's taxonomy places the organism in Eukaryota, Metazoa, Arthropoda, Insecta, Hymenoptera, Formicidae. Gene Ontology annotation, cellular component: mitochondrion. Gene Ontology annotation, biological process: piRNA processing. Gene Ontology annotation, molecular function: RNA endonuclease activity producing 5'-phosphomonoesters, hydrolytic mechanism.
AUGAGAACUGUCAUAAUAACUGUCACUUCUGGUAUCCUUGCGAUAGAAGUAGCAUGGCAUUUAUAUAAGUUAUAUAAACGUUCUCGAAGAGAAGUUAAUGUUAAGGUUAAUGUUUCCAAUGGUGAUACUAAACUGUUUUGCAAAAAUACAAGAACAAAAACAAAUAUCUUCGAAGUCAUGUUUUUUUCAAAAGAUUCUUCUUUAUGUCGAUCACACUUGGGAUAUAUGACAUCAUGUGAAAAAGUUAAUUGUCCAGUAAGACACUUGAGGAAGAUUAUAAAAUAUUUAGAUUCUGCAACCGAUACUUUGGAUGCAUGUGUAUAUUUCUUUACAUUCCCAGAGUUAGCAGAGGCAAUUAUAAAAGCCAAGGAAAGAAAUGUUACUGUAAGAAUAAUAUUAGAUGAGUCUAUGUCACAAAAUGAUACAAGCCAAAUAAUGAAUUUUUAUAAAGAAGGUAUUAAACUAAAGUCGAAACGAUUAGAUGUCUUGAUGCAUCAUAAAUUUGUUAUUAUCAAUAACAACAUUUUAAUAACCGGUAGUGUAAACUGGACAAAAUCAGCAUUUUUUGGAAAUUUUGAAAAUUUAAUAGUGACUAAUGAGCCAGCAUUAGUUAAACCGUUUGUAGAGGAGUUUGAAAAGAUAUGGACGACGCUCAGUAAUAUAACUACAGAAACUGAUUUUAGAGAUUUAAAUGCUACAAUUUAAUAAACGUUUUGUUUUACAUUUGAAAAUAUUUAUGUUAAUUAAGCAAAGGAUAUUUAUUUUAUUAUUUUUUUAUUUAUAUAUUAUAGAAUGAUGUUCUUAAUUGUGACAAACUGAAUUGUUUACAGUUUAGACUAUAAGACAAUAAUACUUUAAUUGAUACUUAACUUUACCAAUACUUAACUUUACUUAACUUUAACUUAUCCAAAGAUUAAUUUUUAAUUUAAAUAUUAAAAGUUAAGAUAAAG